GAAUAAAUGUGCUUUCACAGGCCUGUCUGUUUGGGCCCUGUGGCAGGGCUUUUGUUUUCAGGCAGCCGUAUUGGCGUAGUUCAUCCGCCUAGCUGUGACAGAUCAGGAAAUGCUUGGGAGUGAUGUAGUAAUGAAAUACAGUGCACAGCCAUCCGACAGCACAAUAACCUGUUCAUCCACGAGAAGAGGCAGAAACUGCUCUGCACCGGCGCAGAUUGCAGCUGGCCAUAGCUGAAGGUGUGUCAGCAAUGCAGACAGAGCGCGUGCUGUGGGAGCUGGGAAAACUGGAACUUCAUUCGUGUUAGGCAAGGCCUGCAAUACAGAGUGAAGAUCAAAAGAGUGAAGAUUUCACAUUCACAAGAGAAUGUAAAGACAUGAAACUUAUCACAUUAAUCACACUCAUACACAAUCAGUGAUGGACAAGCCUGACUGAAGAAGGACUCCAAGGGGACUGCAUGUAAAGCUGAUGUCAGUUUUAAUAUCGGGAGGGAUUCCUACUUUUCUCAACAGAACUGUCUCCUCUGUAAUCGGCAGUGAUGGGUAACAAGACAGUGCAGCUCCUGGGAUUCUUCUUGGCUCUUCUGGGAUUGACAGGGACCCUGGUUGCUAUUGUUCUGCCUCAUUGGCGUCAUACGGCCUAUUUUACCUCCAACCUCAUCACUGCCACAUCUUAUAUGAAAGGUCUGUGGAUGGAGUGUGUCACCCACACCACUGGUAUCUACCAGUGUGAGCUCCAUCGGUCCAUGCUUUCUCUGCCCCUAGACCUGCAGGCUGCCAGGGCUCUCAUGGUGCUCUCCUCUGCCAUCUCCAUCAUGGCCACUGUCAUCUCUGUCUUUGGGAUGACGUGCACCCGCUGUCUGCAGCACUCCCCUGCCAAGGUCACUCUCGCUGUUAGUGGGGGCAUGUGUUUUAUCUCUGCUGGAGUCCUCUGCCUUAUUACAGCAUCCUGGGCAGCCAGUGAUGUAAUCCGAGAUGCAUAUGACCCAUUCUCCACCAGUGGAAUGAAGUAUCAGGUUGGCCUCUGUGUGUACAUUGGUUUUGCCUCUGCUAUUUUCAGCAUUUUUGGUGGUGGAGUGCUCAGUGCAGCUUGUUGGGAUAAAACAGAUUCUUCUUCCUACAAGUGUCCCUCCCACCUGCCCCCACAUCGCCAAGCGCACACAGCUUGUGAAAGCUGCUAUUCAGCAGAGCAGAAGUCUUCCUCUACCAUCAGAGGCAAGGCAGGUAACGAUGUGUCUUCCUCUAACACUGGAGGCAAGGCAGGUAACGACGUGUUUUCCUCUGCCAUCGGAGCCAGGGCAGAUAAUGAUGUGUCUUCCUCUAACGCUGGAAACCAGCCCAGUAACGAAGUGUCUUCCUCUGCCAUCGGAGGCCAACCCAGUAACGACGUUUGAAUGACAUGUAAGUGAAGAUGGACAGGGACACUGAAAAGGAGAAAAGAACUUUGGUCUGUUUUAAUUUUUCAAUGUAUUUGUUUUUGGAAUUUUGAGUUUCCAACUUUCAGUCCUUGCUUUCACACAAAUCAAGGACUGAUGGUCAAAUCUCAUCACAAAACUAUAGAUGUUAUUCUGAUUCUGAACUGUAUGAAGACCACUUUCAUACUUUAUAAUAACAGCAAGAGAGAACCUACAAACUCUUUUCUCUUACUAUGAUAAUAUUUUGUAUACAAAAAAGAAACUAAAGCACUUUUUACACUAAAGAAAAUGCAUCUUUAACACAUUUUAGGAGAGGAAAAACACAGGACAGAUAAUGAUUUAGCAAGAAUGUCUGUAGUUUUCCUGAAAGACUGAGUGUUGGUGCUCCUGCUACUGUCUGCAGAAAUGCCUGACCUUUGAUGUGUUGCUGGGUGACAACACAGGGCUACAGAUUUCAUUUGAAAGACAAGUUGCUGCUGAUGUCUUUCUGUGAGGUCAGCGGCAUAAACCUGCCUAUUAUCUACUUAAUUUACCUGCUUGUUGGCAUCUCCAAAAGACUGUGUGCAGGCAUGUACAGAUAUUUAUUUUUUAUUUUUUAAUAUUUAGGUAAUCCAUUACUGCUAUCAGUUUGAUUAAUGAUAUGGCCAUGUCAAUAAAUGUUAAUAAAUGUUAAUAAAGGAUAUGGAAGUCA
Messenger RNA from Electrophorus electricus (electric eel), 2103 nucleotides. Its product is annotated as claudin-14-like. Lineage: Eukaryota; Metazoa; Chordata; Actinopteri; Gymnotiformes; Gymnotidae. Gene Ontology annotation, molecular function: structural molecule activity. Gene Ontology annotation, cellular component: membrane; bicellular tight junction. The record is from RefSeq and is a predicted model, not a curated record.